Coprinopsis cinerea okayama7#130 is the source of this 1680-nucleotide messenger RNA. RefSeq lists its product as hypothetical. The record is from RefSeq and is a predicted model, not a curated record. NCBI's taxonomy places the organism in Eukaryota, Fungi, Basidiomycota, Agaricomycetes, Agaricales, Psathyrellaceae. The transcript has 4 exons. Bases 1 to 1680 code for a protein of 559 amino acids.
AUGGAAGAGAGCUCAAUAGCCAACCUCCCUGAACGCCCUCUGACAACGCCAGCCCAAUGGCCGACCAGAAAGGGCAUCGAGAUCCUUUAUCCACCGCACUCCAAAGUCUACAUGCUCUUGCAUGAAAGGGAAGAGACUGAACUCGUAGAAGGGUCAGUACAGCUUUACUACUGCAAGGAAGAAGAUAGGAGGUAUUAUUAUGACGAAGAAGACGAAUGGCGGACUCUGCGGACCCGCGUUGUUAUGUGGAGGAGACGGAGAUUUUUGGAGAUUUACAAAGGGUUUAUCGAGAGAUGGAACGAAUACAUCCAGGGAUUCGAAGAAUACAUGUCACACUUCCAUCAGGUCACGCCUAUGAUUGAAACAACCGUCAAUAUACGCAAGCUAUCUAUAUUCUCCGUGCAGAUGGAGUACCCAGAAACAUCAUGGAAAAUCAAACCCGAGGGCAAAGACCUUUUCGAAGAAUGGCUCCUUCGUUGGGAUAUCGAUCCGGAUAAUUGGUCUAUUGACGCAUCGGACUCGUUGAAAGUACAUAAACUAUGGCUCCAGAAUCGGGAACCCAAGUUCCAAAGGUUGAAGCUCCCCGACCUGCAACAGGACGUUCACGAAGAGAUAUUCGACCGAUGCGACGACCAACAGCUACUAGCGUUAUCUCUAUUUAGAGGGAACAAACCAAGUCGCCCCGCAGGUCGAGACUACGAUCUUCCACCCACUCUUCCGCCAAUGCUGCGACCUCCUGACUCCGAGCGUUCUACCCAACUUGACUUGCCUCAGAGGGCGUUGCGCACACUCCUCCAGGACUCCCUCCCCGAGUGCAAGAUCGCCAACCUCCAUUUACAAUUCUCGAGACCCGAGGCGAACUCGAUAGCCUCAGCGACGCCGUGGUACAUCCUCCGCAUCUGCCCGGACGUGCGCAACCUUUCUGUGUCCCUCCUCUCGACCUUGGACGACCUCGUGUUCCCUCCGCACCAUGUAUACUCCAAGUUCCGCUGCAUCGAGGUGCUGGAAUGGCUUUCUGUCCACCAACUCCAUCCUGAUGGCAUCCCGCGGCUGGCAGAGUGGUUAUCUUCUCGGCCUACCGCGCCUAACGGCAAUGGGGACCCCAGUCAGUCUGAAACCCAAGCAGAACGCGAUUCAUUCAAAGGCCUCACACACUUCAAGAUCUCCCAUACAUCCCAAAUCCCACCGCAAUAUACAGGCCUCCUCAUCGCCUCCCUCCACGCAACCCCCUCACUGAAAUUCCUCACCCUCGAGGGGCUGCACCUGCACUCCUCCAUCCACUCCCUCAUCCGCGAAAUAUCACUAGCCUGCCCAAACCUCGUCGCCCUCAAACUCGUCGCGCGGACAAACAACACGGGCACAAUGCAGAACCGCACGGCCUCAGGGGAGGUCGCAGUGGUCUGGCCGCACCCCUCGGGGGCCUACGCGCCCGCCUUGGGGGGACUGAAAGCCCUCAAACACUUUGCGUGGAACUACAAAUUGGUGGAUGGAGAUGCUACGCCGUUUGCGUUGGAGUUUUUUGAGCGGGGGGUUAAGCCUUGGGAGCGGCCUGGACUGGAUGAACAGGAACGGCUACGGGAGAGUCUGGAGGGGGAGGGGGAGAGUGACUCAGUGAGGAGGAGGAACAAUGGCCUUGGUACGUCCCCCACGAAGAACUCUGGUUCGACGAUGCGGACAUGA